Molecule: messenger RNA, 4497 nt
Organism: Talaromyces stipitatus ATCC 10500
Lineage: Eukaryota; Fungi; Ascomycota; Eurotiomycetes; Eurotiales; Trichocomaceae
Product: DNA-directed RNA polymerase III largest subunit, putative
Exons: 4
Coding region: 1-4326 (1441 amino acids)
Biological process (GO): DNA-templated transcription
Molecular function (GO): DNA binding; DNA-directed RNA polymerase activity
Source: RefSeq, a predicted model, not a curated record
AUGAUGCAGAGCGACAUCAAAGUCAGCCUGGGCAAGGCCCAGGUCAUCGACAAUGUACCGAAGGUUAUCAAGGAGUUGAAGUUUGGCGCAUUAUCAGACAACGAUGUAAUCAGUCAAGCCGUCGUCGAAGUCUCCGACCGUAGAUUCUACGAUCUCGAACGAGAUCGCGUCGUUCAGGAAAAUGGGCCUCUGGAUCGUCGACUCGGUAUCAGCGGCAAAAUGGAAACAUGCCUUACCUGCGGUUUGGGCCACAAAGACUGCAACGGCCAUUUCGGACAUGUCAAAUUAGUCCUCCCGGCUUUCCAUAUUGGAUAUUUCAAACGUGUUAUUGGGAUUCUGCAGGUUAUUUGCAAGGAAUGUUCGGCUAUACUUUUACCGGAGGCGGAACGGCGCGCGUUCCUAAAGGAGAUGCGGCGGCCAAGGAUGGAUAAUCUUCGACGAUUACAGAUUGCGAAGAGGGUUGUUGAGCGGUGCAAGAAGACGAGGGAGUGUCCCCGGUGCGGCGCUGUAAACGGCGUGGUGAAAAAGGCUGGUACGGCGGCGCUGAAAAUUGUGCAUGAAAAAUUUCGCUACUAUAAUCAGUCAACUGCCAUGAAGAAGGUUGCGCCUAUCAGCAAAAUCGUCUUUGAUAACUCGUUGACGGAAGCUAGAGCCUCGAAUCCUGAUGUGGAUAGAUUUUACAAAAAGGCUCAGGAUGAUCUGCAUGCGCUUCGGGUUAUGAAUCUUUUCAAGAAGAUUACCAACGCAGACUGUGAGCUGUUGGGUCUUGACCCCACGGAAGUUCGUCCUGAGACUUUUCUCUGGCAGUAUAUUCCUGCUCCGCCGAAUUGUAUUCGCCCUUCUGUCAGUCAGGAUGGAGCAUCGAAUGAAGAUGAUUUAACCGCAAAACUUGGUGAUAUUGUGCAGAGCAACAUUACGCUGAGGAAUAACUUGAGAAAAGGAGCUCCGGUUCCGACUUUGAUGGAAUGCUGGGACUAUAUGACGCUACAGAUCGCCAUCUAUAUCAAUGGUGAUGUUCCUGGUCUGAAAGGCGAGGCUGGCAAACCGACUCGCUCACUGGUCUCUCGUUUGAAAGGGAAGCAGGGUCGAUUCCGUGGUAACUUGUCGGGAAAACGUGUCGACUUUUCGGGUCGUACUGUCAUCUCACCCGAUCCCAACCUACGGAUUGACGAGGUGGCAGUCCCGGAACUAGUUGCAAAGAACAUGACAUACCCGGAAAUCGUCACUCGAUACAACUUAGAAUAUCUGAGAAAGCUAGUGCGCAAUGGUAUCAACAAAUGGCCCGGAGCGAAAAAGGUCAUCAAAAAGGACAGUGGAUUGACUAUUUCAUUAAAGCACUCUGCAAGGAGUCUGGAUUUGAUAGCCGCCCAACUGCAGAUUGGAGAUCUUGUCGAACGCCAUCUCGUUGACGGUGAUAUUGCGCUUUAUAAUCGACAGCCUUCCCUUCACAAACUCAGUAUUCUUUCACAUUUCGUCAAGGUCCGGCCUUACAGGACUUUCCGCAUGAACGAAUGUGUCUGCAAUCCGUACAAUGCCGAUUUCGACGGUGACGAAAUGAACCUGCAUAUCCCUCAAACAGAGGAAGCUCGGUCCGAAGCUAUGGAGCUGAUGGGCGUAAAGAAUAACCUGGUCACACCAAAGAACGGAGAACCCAUCAUCGGUGCCAUCCAGGAUUUCAUCAGUGCAGCGUAUAUGUUGAGUAGCAAGGAUAAUUUCUUUGAUCGAAGAUCCUUCACUCAGAUUUGUCUGUACAUGCUUGGGCCAGAAACACGAUUCGAUCUUCCGCCUCCGGCUAUCCUUAAACCUCAGAUGUUGUGGACUGGAAAGCAAGUGUUUAAUAUUCUUAUGCGUCCAAACAAGGAUGAUCCUGUCAAAGUCAAUAUUGAUGCAGCUUGUCGAGAGUUCAAGGCACCGAAAGAUGGUCAGCCAAAGGAUCUAGACCCUAAUGACGGCUGGUUGGUCAUUCGAAAUUCGGAAAUCAUGUGCGGUGUCAUGGACAAGAGUACCAUUGGUUCCGGAAAAAAGGACAAUGUCUUCUACAUCAUGCUAAGAGAUUUCGGUCCUCCUGCCGCCGCUGAAGGAAUGAAUAGGCUUUCCAAGCUUUGUGCUCGCUGGUUCACCAACGUUGGAUUUUCUAUUGGUAUUACCGACGUGUAUCCGAGUGAGAAGCUGGUCCAAACCAAGAACGAACUAGUUGAGAGAGCCUACGCUGCUUGUGACGAAGUCAUUGCCAAAUACAAAGCCGGAAAACUAGAGAAGCUGGCUGGUUGUGACGAACUCCAGACUAUGGAGAGUCAAGUUUCUGGCAUUCUCUCCAAAGUUCGUCAGCAGGCUGGUGAAGAAUGUAUUGCGCAGCUCAGCAAGUACAAUGCUCCUCUUAUCAUGGCUACGUCUGGAUCCAAGGGUUCCAGUAUCAACGUCUCACAGAUGGUUGCUGUUGUGGGCCAACAAAUCAUCAGCAGUGAGCGUGUGCAAGAUGGUUUCCAGGACAGAACGUUGCCUCAUUUCCCGAAGAAUGCCCGUCAUCCCCCUUCCAAGGGUUUCGUGCGGAACAGUUUCUUUUCUUCUUUGUCGCCGACGGAGUUUUUCUUCCACGCCAUGAGUGGACGAGAAGGUUUAAUUGAUACUGCAGUCAAGACUGCCGAGACAGGUUAUAUGUCUCGUCGAUUGAUGAAGUCCUUGGAGGAUUUGUCGGCCAAGUACGACGGGACUAUUCGUACCUCAUCUGCCAGUAUUGUGCAGUUUAGCUACGGUGGAGAUGAUCUUGAUCCGGUAGACAUGGAGGGAAAAGCCAAACCUGUUCACUUUGAUCGAACGUACAACCAUGCGAUGGCAAUUACACAUAACAAUAACGAGCGAGGUUUAGAACCGUCGGAAAUCAGGACUAUUACAGAAGAGUUACUCGCCAAGGAACGACAGCGAUAUGUUCGCAAGGGUCUCUUUGGCGAAGAUCUCCCCUACAAGGACGAUAGCGAUUAUGGUACUGAUCAAUUCGAGAGUGCGCGUGCUUUCCUCGACUCUAUCCAGGAACACAUUGAGAAAAAGGCAGUUGAGAUGGAGAAGGCGAUCAACAGCGCUUUAUCGGGAGAAGAAGCUCGAAUGGCUCUCGAUCACGUUGGGAAGUUGUCGGAGCGGUCUCUGAGAUAUUUCAUCAAGUCUUGUCUUUCGAAAUACGAAAAGGCAAAGAUUGAGCCGGGACAUGCCGUGGGUGCGGUUGGAGCGCAGUCUAUUGGAGAGCCUGGUACUCAAAUGACAUUGAAGACUUUCCACUUUGCUGGUGUCGGUAAUUUGGCACUUACACAGGGUGUCCCACGUAUCAAGGAAAUUAUCAACGCUUCGAAAGAGAUUAGCACUCCAGUCAUUACCUGUCAUCUUGCGGUCCCGGACAAAGUCCACGCAGCCCGUAUCGCCAAGGGAAGAAUCGAAAAGACAUUUCUACGAGAUAUUAUACACUACAUCCGAGAGUCCUGGUCUGACAAGGAAGGUUAUAUAACCGUCAAACUGAACUGGGACACGAUAGAGAACCUACAGCUCGAAUUGAGUCUUCCCCAGAUCAAAGAAGCUAUCAUAAACCACCGCCGCUUCAAAGGGAAAGAUCUUUCCAUCGACGUUCUUCGAUCACAUAUCAAGAUACGAGUGGAUAUGGAUCCUAGCAGUAAGGCUGGAUUGAGCAAGACUGAUAUUGCAGCGACCAGCGCAGAUCCUUAUCUUCGCUUGAAGCAUCUCAAGCGUAUGUUACCUGAUAUUCAAGUGUUGGGUCAUCCGCAAGCGAGACGUGCUAUUAUCCACUCGGAACGGGGACUCAAUAAACUCCUGGUUGAAGGAUACGGGUUAAGAGAAUGUAUGAAUACAGAUGGAAUCGAGGGUGUGAGAACUAAGACCAACAACGUCAUGGAGAUGCGGGCUGUAUUAGGUAUUGAAGCUGCGCGAGGGACAAUUAUCAACGAAAUGAGUGAAGUCAUGAAAGACAUGGACAUUGAUCCACGCCACAUGCACCUACUAGCAGAUAUCAUGACCACAACCGGCGAAGUCCUCGGCAUCACACGCUUCGGAAUGGCCAAAAUGCGCGAUUCGGUCUUACAGCUCGCCUCUUUUGAAAAGACUGCAGACCAUCUCUUUGACGCCGGUGGCACGGGUCGUACAGAUCGCGUGGAGGGUGUAUCAGAGUGUAUUAUUAUGGGCAAGACUGUGUCUCUGGGCACGGGCGCAAUGGAAGUUGUGCGGAAACUUAACUUUUAUGAGGGACAUACGGGACCGAAGAAGACGGUGUUUGAGGAUGCCUGGUCUGAGGUUCAUCGUGAGACUGGUCGGAGGAAGAAGAGGUAGUAAUCUUACCUCUAGGCGAUAGAUUUGAAUUGCAUGGAUUGCAUGGAUGAUAAUGUAUUAUGAGUUACAAGUGAAUAACAGUGUACAAGCUACCUUGUGUAUACAAAGCCUCCAUAGAUGCAGACGAAACUCGUACAAGAUAGGAAUAAUGACUCACGAGCGUGACUCUAU